Molecule: messenger RNA, 1131 nt
Organism: Capronia epimyces CBS 606.96
Lineage: Eukaryota; Fungi; Ascomycota; Eurotiomycetes; Chaetothyriales; Herpotrichiellaceae
Exons: 2
Coding region: 1-1131 (376 amino acids)
Source: RefSeq, a predicted model, not a curated record
AUGGCCGGCACUACCCCGGGGUCGAAGAAAAACACACCGCCCAGGAAUUGGGUGGCCUGGUUCUUUGCUGUCAGCUUUUCGCUUCUCGCCCUGCUUGCAGUCUAUCAAAUCCGGAUCGUGGCCAUAACGUCAGCGAUCUCGGAGAAAAUGGAGCUUGUUAACAAGAUGGCUAGAUUCCCCGAGUAUGGGAUUCCUCUUCGGAAGACCUACACAGGAGUAGGUCAGCUGGAUCAGGGCCUCGCGUUCCUCGUCUCCUCGUUUAUUCACGGGACCUCUGGUUGGGACAAAGGCUUCUAUGUCCUUCAGGUCUACUUUCUGGUCUCAUAUUUUGCAGUUGUGGCAGUGUGGACAGUGGAAUCCUGCAGGAAACGCAACAGCGUUGCGUUAAUCAGCUUCACGAGCAUCUGGGCCCUGUUUUAUCAGACAGUCGGCGGUGCCAUCAUUGUGCCUCUCUACUACCUUGCUUACCUCUGGGACUCUGCAGACUCUCAAUACUGGUCAGCCGAAUCGAGACAGGUCCCGGUGUCAUAUGCUAAAGCUUUGCUGCCAGCAUUGCUUCUGGGAUACCUGGUCCCAACGACCUUGAUGUUUCUUCCUUACUCAGACUCAGACCUCUGGACUACACAGGCCAUGAUCGCGCUGUGGCAGCCGAGUCCGUGGUUUGUCAACGCGAUCUUAUGGAUCCUAUCCACCUUCUACGGAAGUAUGGAUUCACAGACUGCAGGGCAGGAAUCAUCGCUCCGCGACAUGAAGUAUCUGGAUUCGACCUACAUGGUGGUCUUUUUGGUUUCGGUAAUUUCACACUUUGGGACAGUUCUUGUGUGCCUUCUGUCAGACGAUCCUCAGCAUUCAUUCAGCCAUGCUUUCGUUCCGCACGUGAGGCACGUAGAACCUAACUUGACUGAAGGUCUCCAUGCGAUCUUCCAAUACGACUUCUGGAUUAUAUUUGCAGCAUCUCUGCUCUGGAUUUGGCUUGCUGUUUGGGACUUGAAGAGGGUCGGCAAGACGAAUGCUUCAUUGAGUAGGGCGGCGCUCCUAAUCUUGUUCGGUACAAUAGCUGUUGGGCCUGCUGCCACAAUCGUGGGUGUCUGGUACUGGAGAGAGCAUGUCAUGGCCAAAGCCAACGCUUGA